CAGCAUACAUAGCCACAAUGUCAGAUUCAAACAGCCCUUCUCGACUUCUCGUCGUCUCUAACCGUCUGCCGAUCACCAUUAAGCGUGAUGACAACGGCAAAUACGACUUCUCCAUGUCCUCCGGUGGUCUCGUGUCCGCCUUGUCCGGGUUGAAGAAGAGUGUUGAUUUCACAUGGAUUGGAUGGCCUGGUCUUGAAAUCCCGGAGAAUGAGCGCGAUUUCGUCGUGAAGCGCCUUAUGGAUGAGUACAGCACAAUGCCCGUCUUCUUGGAUGAUGAGUUGGCCGAUCGUCACUACAACGGUUUCUCCAACUCAAUUCUGUGGCCCUUGUUCCACUACCACCCCGGAGAGAUCAACUUUGACGAGCCCAGCUGGGAGGCAUACCAGGAGGCUAACCGCCUCUUCGCCAAGGCUAUCGUUCCCAUCGUAGAAGAUGGUGACAUGAUCUGGAUCCAGGAUUACCACCUUAUGCUCCUCCCUCAGAUGCUUCGCGAGGAGAUCGGUAACUCCAAGAAGAACGUCAAGAUCGGAUGGUUCUUGCACACCCCAUUCCCUUCGAGUGAAUUCUACAGAAUUUUGCCUGUCCGCAACGAGAUCUUGCUCGGUAUCCUCAGCUGUGAUCUCAUCGGAUUCCACACCUACGACUACGCCCGCCACUUCUUGUCUUCUUGCUCAAGAAUAUUGGGUUUGAGAACUCUACCAAACGGAGUAGAGUACAACGGGCGUAUGGUCAGCGUGGGUACUUUCCCCAUCGGCAUCGACCCUGAGAAGUUCACGGAGGCGUUGGAGCAACCCAAGGUACAGCAGCGUAUCGCCGCGCUCGAGAAGAAGUUCCAGGGCGUCAAAUUGAUCGUCGGUGUCGACCGUCUUGACUACAUCAAGGGUGUUCCCCAGAAGCUUCAUGCCCUCGAGGUGUUCUUGACCGAGCACCCCGAAUGGAUCGGAAAGGUUGUACUCGUGCAGGUCGCGGUGCCUUCCCGUCAGGAUGUCGAGGAGUACCAGAACUUGCGCGCUGUCGUCAACGAGCUUGUCGGUCGUAUCAACGGAAAGUUCGGUACCAUCGAGUUCAUGCCUAUUCACUUCAUGCACAAGUCCGUCUCUUUCGACGAGCUUGUUGCUCUCUACGCUGUCUCUGACGUCUGUCUCGUCUCUUCUACCCGUGACGGGAUGAACCUUGUUUCUUACGAGUACAUCUGCACCCAGCAGAAGCGCCACGGUGUCAUGAUCUUGUCCGAAUUCGCUGGUGCUGCACAGUCUCUCAACGGUUCUUUGAUCGUGAACCCAUGGAAUUGCGAAGAGUUGGCUGGAAGCAUCAACGAUGCCAUCACCAUGUCCGACGAGCAGCGUGCGGCUAACUUUGACAAGCUGUAUCGCUAUGUCACCAAGUAUACCGCAGCUUACUGGGGUCAGAGCUUCGUGAGUGAGUUGACUAGGAUCUCUGCUGAGGGUGCCGAGGAGAUCAAGAAGGUGGAAGUGUCCAAGUGAACGCGAUGAACGCGGAGAAAUG
Molecule: messenger RNA, 1506 nt
Organism: Saitoella complicata NRRL Y-17804
Lineage: Eukaryota; Fungi; Ascomycota; Saitoellomycetes; Saitoellales; Saitoellaceae
Product: glycosyl transferase
Exons: 1
Coding region: 18-1484 (488 amino acids)
Biological process (GO): trehalose biosynthetic process; cellular response to heat
Cellular component (GO): cytosol; alpha,alpha-trehalose-phosphate synthase complex (UDP-forming)
Molecular function (GO): alpha,alpha-trehalose-phosphate synthase (UDP-forming) activity
Source: RefSeq, a predicted model, not a curated record